Messenger RNA from Podarcis lilfordi (Lilford's wall lizard), 522 nucleotides. NCBI's taxonomy places the organism in Eukaryota, Metazoa, Chordata, Lepidosauria, Squamata, Lacertidae. The record is from the annotation of a GenBank genome assembly.
AUGCUCUUUAAAAACAAACAAAAUAAAAUAUCAAAAAACUGUUUCGCAAGUUUGCAGCCCAAGCCAGGUGUGCAUGUGGCCAGGGGCGGAGGAAGGGAGGUGCGAUGGGGACAGGUUGCCCCAGGUGUCUUCGCUCAGGGGGGUGACAUUCGGUGUGCUGCCGAAGCCUACCCCAAGCCGUCAGGGGAAGGGGGGAGCUGCGCCACUUUGCUGGCAGCAUUCCUCCCUUCCCCCUUCGUUUUGACAACUGGGGGGGGGCGAAUGUCCGCCCUCAGUGGCUCCCUCCACCCCCAGCUGCAGGGCGCGUGCACCGCUCUGUGCACCCGAGUGGCUAUCCUGCGCCUGGGAGGGCACCCUCUGUGCCGCGUUCUGACCCCCUCGGGAGCACGCCCACCCUGGGCAGCGCAGGCAUAUGCUCUGCCGCUGCAUGUGGCAUUGAUAGGAUGGCAACUACAACAAUACACACACACACAGUUUUCCGCUUUAAAAAACACUUUUGUCCUUUUUUCAUUAACAGAAUAA